GACAGCUGACUGAAAAUCAAUGAAGUGUACUCUAAAAAGCUUCACAGUGGUGCAAGAUAAGGCUUAAAUCUCUUCUCCCUGCAACUAGACUGCCAGCUGUUAUGGUUUAGAAUUAUUUUUGUGUUUUCGAUGGAAGUGGGUUAUCUAUAAACAUCCAAAAUAUCCAGCAGGAGGACCGGCUGUGGUGAUGAGGUUCUUAGAUGUCAUUAAACUGCCCCUCCUUUUUUGUGCUCAUGGUUCAGCUUUCACUGUGUUCAGUUCAUUUGCUGAGAAUGAAGAUGCCCUUUUACGACACUUAUUUCGUGGGUAUCAGAAAUGGAUUAGGCCAGUAAAACAUGCUAAUGAUACUAUAAAGGUAUAUUUUGGACUGAAGAUCUCUCAGCUUGUGGAUGUGGAUGAAAAGAACCAGUUAAUGACCACUAAUGUAUGGCUCAAACAGGAAUGGAUCGACCAUAAAUUGUGCUGGAAUCCUGAAGAUUAUGGCGGUAUCACUGCAAUUCGGGUUCCAUCUGAAUCUCUCUGGCUCCCUGAUAUUGUUUUAUUUGAAAAUGCUGAUGGGCGCUUUGAAGGUUCAUUAAUGACAAAAGCAAUAAUUAAGUACAAUGGGAUUGUAGUGUGGAGACCUCCAGCCAGUUAUAAAAGUUCCUGCACGAUGGAUGUGACCUUCUUCCCAUUUGACAGGCAGAAUUGCUCCAUGAAAUUUGGAUCAUGGACCUAUGAUGGCAGCAUGGUUGACCUGAUCCUAGUGGACGAAAAUGUGGAUAGGACAGACUUUUUUGAUAACGGGGAAUGGGAAAUCCUAAAUGCUAAAGGAAUGAAAGGAAACCGAAAAGACGGAUUAUAUUCCUACCCAUUCAUCACCUAUUCCUUUGUUUUAAGACGCCUUCCGCUGUUCUACACACUUUUCUUAAUAAUCCCAUGCCUAGGACUAUCUUUUUUAACCGUGCUUGUUUUUUAUUUGCCUUCGGAUGAGGGAGAGAAACUAUCACUCUCGACCUCCGUUUUAGUUUCGCUGACGGUUUUUCUCCUGGUCAUCGAAGAAAUCAUCCCCUCUUCCUCCAAAGUCAUACCCCUGAUUGGCGAAUACUUGUUGUUCAUCAUGAUUUUUGUCACACUGUCAAUCAUUGUGACAAUUUUUGUGAUUAACGUGCACCAUCGCUCCUCGGCCACCUACCAUCCCAUGGCUCCCUGGGUGAGAAGACUUUUCCUUCAGAAACUGCCCAGACUGCUCUUCAUGAAAGGACACGUAGAUCGCUGUGCUUUCGCUGAUCCCGAAGGAACUCUAAAACCAAAGCUGAGAAAGUAUAAACACAAACAAUUGAAAGAUGGAGAAAAGGUGGUGGUUGCCUUCUUGGAAAAAACUGCCGAUUCCAUUAGAUAUAUCUCCAGGCAUGUCAAAAAGGAGCACUUCAUUAGGCAGGUAGUGCAAGACUGGAAGUUUGUAGCUCAGGUUCUUGACCGGAUCUUCCUGUGGCUAUUUUUGGUGGUGUCUGUGAUCGGGUCUGUUCUUAUAUUUACUCCUGCUUUGGAGAUGUGGUUUCACAGCGGUUUGUAGAAAUAAAAUCGGUUAUGUAAGAAUCACCUGGAGGAAGAAAAACAAAAGAUCAAGAAACCUGGUUAGGUAACAUUCAGUGUGCACAGAAUCAAGAGGAAUGUUACUGACACCAAACUAUGCUGGGCAGAUUCAGAUCAAGUUUUAGAUCAAAUCUUUUAGCUACUAAGAUCAUGAAAUGGGCAUGGAUUGCACAAAUGACUACUUUCACCUUUAUUUAUUGUAUUUAUAGGCAUUUAUCUGUUUACCAAAAUGCUAUAGACAACAGAUAAAAAUAUAAAUAUAAGAAUAUAAGAGUAUUAUGUACUGUAUGUUCAUCACCUUGAGCUAUUUAUAAAGUAAUAAGGGCAGGAUAAAAUGAAAUCUAAUAAAUAAUAAAUAAAAGCAAUAUUUCAGCAUUAGAAACCUAGAUUAUUUCUUGUUUUAGUUUUCAUGACAGAUGUUGCAUGUUGUUAAACUUUAGUUCUCAUCAGCUCAAAGCAAUGAGGAUGAGAGUUAUAGUUCAGUUUAAACUGAAACAGCUUUUCCCCAAAUAAUCUUUGGAAUCUCAAAGAACAUUCCAUGAGUUGUUUCCUCAUCCUUUAUUGGAAGUUUUCCAAACUCUACUCUGACCUACCCUCUCCUUCGUGCUUCCAAAAUUUGGGUACAUGUGCAAAAAAAGGAGGGAAAUUGAUCUGUGACUGAAUUUCCAGUUUCCCAGUAGACAGAUGUAACUAAACACUUCAUUUUAAAAAGUCCCCCAUUUUUUUAAAAAAAGAGAAAAUGCUAAAUAGGUCCACAACAAUCACGAGGAAAGAUUUAUAUAACUAGAUUUUCAAUUUAUUCAGCCAUAUCUAAUAGUCAAUUUUCAGAAUUCACUUUCCAAUAUUACACUGACACCAACUCUCCUUGGAAAGGUGACAAUUUAUUGCACUGAUUUUUUUUAAAAAAAGAUAUUUGUUCAUAAGCUUUAUAAAAAGUAAAUGUUAUAAGCACAGAUUUUAUAUUUUCACACAUUAGAGAUAUAUAAAGCAUUAAUAAAAACUGAAUGUAUGCAUAUAAAUGUGAUGAGCAGCAAUGUCCCAAUACAUUUGUUUUUGAAAUGAACCUGAGGAUAUAAUCUUUUUCCAGCAGAACCUGUUCAAUUUUUGCCUUCUCGAAAGCAUCAUUUGUGCACCUCCUUGCUGUGGGAAGCGGGGAGGAAAAACAGAUACUAUUUAAAUUACUGUAACAGGCUUUGCUUCUGCUCACUCUGCUAAUACAUUUUGUGAAGCUUACAGACCAGUGUUUCUCUAUCUCAGCCACUUUAAGCUGUGUGGACUUCAACCUGCAAAAUUUCCCAGCCCAAUAUGGCUGGCCAGGGAAUUCUGGAAGUUAAAAUCUACACAGCUUAAAGUUAUUGAAGUUGAGAAGCACUGUUACAGAUUAUCAGUACUGCAGGAUCCAAUCUGGGUCAGUCA
Messenger RNA from Crotalus tigris (Tiger rattlesnake), 2991 nucleotides. It is a transcript of the gene CHRNB3, whose product is annotated as cholinergic receptor nicotinic beta 3 subunit. Gene Ontology annotation, cellular component: neuron projection; synapse; postsynaptic membrane. Gene Ontology annotation, molecular function: acetylcholine-gated monoatomic cation-selective channel activity; transmembrane signaling receptor activity. Gene Ontology annotation, biological process: nervous system process; signal transduction; regulation of membrane potential. Bases 188 to 1555 code for a protein of 455 amino acids. The transcript is spliced from 6 exons. The record is from RefSeq and is a predicted model, not a curated record. NCBI's taxonomy places the organism in Eukaryota, Metazoa, Chordata, Lepidosauria, Squamata, Viperidae.